UGUUUAUAUUUGGGACGGAGGGAGCAAGUAGCUAGCCUCUUAAAUAAGUAUCAUCCUAGUGGGGGAGUACCAUCUAUCUAUCGAUCUUCUUCCACACGCGCGUACGUGUGUGUUGGUCGUCUCAAGGGUAUAUAUAGCAAAUUAAUAAUAGAUAGAUCGAUCGAUCGAGUGGAGACGAUGUUGCCGAGAAGCCGAACGCUCCCGCCAAGGAUUCAUGAUGGCGUCGUGGUGGUAGAACGCGAUGUGAGGAGGUACCAGCAGCUGCCGCAGCAGGUGGAGAUGGAGAUGACGACGACCAAGAGGCAGCAGGAUCAUCAGGUGGAGACGAUGACGACGAAGAAGAUUGAUGAAGAAGAUGAAGAGGUGGACGACGACGGUCGGGCGAAGCGGAGGGGGACGGUGUGGACGGCGGCGUCGCACAUCAUCACGGCGGUGAUCGGGUCAGGUGUGCUGUCGCUGGCGUGGGCGAUCGCGCAGCUGGGCUGGGUGGUGGGCCCCACCGUCAUGCUCCUCUUUGCUGCCGUCAUCUACUUCACCUCCAACCUCCUCGCCGACUGCUACCGCACCGGCGACCCCGCCACCGGCAGAAGGAACUACACCUACAUGGACGCCGUCAAGGCCAACCUCGGCGGUGCCAAGGUGAAGGUUUGCGGAUGCAUUCAGUACCUCAACCUUUUGGGAGUGGCCAUCGGUUACACCAUCGCCGCCUCCAUUAGCAUGAUGGCGAUCCAGCGUUCCAACUGCUUCCACGCGAGAGGAGAGCAGGAUCCAUGCCACGCCUCCAGCAACGUGUACAUGAUCAUGUUCGGCAUCGUCCAGGUGUUCUUCUCCCAGAUCCCCGACUUCGACCAAGUCUGGUGGCUCUCCAUCCUCGCCGCCGUCAUGUCCUUCACCUACUCCGCCGUCGGCCUCGCCCUCGGCGCCGCCCAGGUCGCCCAGAACCGCACGUUCGCCGGCAGCGCCAUGGGCGUCGCCGUGGGCUUCGUCACCAAGACCGGCGACGUCGUCACCCCCGCGCAGAAGGUGUGGCGCAACCUGCAGGCGCUGGGGGACAUCGCCUUCGCCUACUCCUACUCCAUCAUCCUCAUCGAGAUCCAGGACACGCUGCGGUCGCCGCCGGCGGAGGCGAGGACGAUGCGGAAGGCGACGGGGAUCAGCGUGGUGGUGACGAGCGUGUUCUACCUGCUGUGCGGAUGCAUGGGGUACGCGGCGUUCGGCGACGACGCGCCGGGGAACCUCCUCACCGGCUUCGGCUUCUACAAGCCCUACUGGCUGCUGGACGUGGCCAACAUGGCGAUCGUGGUACACCUGGUGGGGGCGUACCAGGUGUACUGCCAGCCGCUCUUCGCCUUCGUGGAGAGGAGGGCGGAGCGGCGGUGGCCCAACGGCCUCCCCGGCGGCGACUACGACCUGGGGUGGAUAAAGGUGAGCGUGUUCAGGUUGGCGUGGCGGACGUGCUUCGUGGCGGUGACGACGGUGGUGGCGAUGCUGCUGCCCUUCUUCAACGACGUGGUGGGCAUCCUGGGGGCGCUCGGCUUCUGGCCGCUCACCGUCUACUUCCCCGUCGAGAUGUACAUCGCCCACCGCCGCAUCCGGAGGUGGACAACCACCUGGGUCGGCCUGCAGGCGCUCAGCCUCGCCUGCCUUCUCGUCUCGCUCGCCGCCGCCGUCGGCUCCAUCGCCGGCGUCCUGCUCGACCUCAAGUCCUACCGUCCAUUCCGCUCCACCUACUAAUUAACGAUCGAUGAUUGUGCUACUAGAAAGGAAAUAGGUAUCCGAUGUAUCAUGAGCUUGGGCUGGCCAUAACGAUGCAAUAUUAAUAAGGCCUCAACCCACAAGAUGCAACGAUGGUUUCAAUUAUAAGGUUGGGCUAGACACGGUUCAUCCACAUAUACUAGCUUUCAAUUACUAAGUAUUCUUAUUUUCUUAUUGAAA
This is a messenger RNA of Oryza sativa Japonica Group (Japanese rice), 1935 nucleotides long. RefSeq names its product amino acid permease 3. Gene Ontology annotation, biological process: amino acid transmembrane transport. Gene Ontology annotation, cellular component: membrane. Lineage: Eukaryota; Viridiplantae; Streptophyta; Magnoliopsida; Poales; Poaceae. Gene Ontology annotation, molecular function: amino acid transmembrane transporter activity. The record is from RefSeq and is a predicted model, not a curated record.